Messenger RNA from Durotheca rogersii, 1397 nucleotides. RefSeq names its product enoyl-CoA hydratase/isomerase. Bases 234 to 1064 code for a protein of 276 amino acids. Gene Ontology annotation, molecular function: enoyl-CoA hydratase activity. Gene Ontology annotation, cellular component: mitochondrion. Gene Ontology annotation, biological process: fatty acid beta-oxidation. The record is from RefSeq and is a predicted model, not a curated record. Lineage: Eukaryota; Fungi; Ascomycota; Sordariomycetes; Xylariales; Xylariaceae. The transcript has a single exon.
GACCAGCCACAGGUGUGAAGACGGAUCGCGCACCAGGACACCGAGAGCCACGGCAGACAACAUAACAAACCUGCCCAUCUGCCUACCUGUACCUACCAGAGAGAGCCUCUCUCAAUCUCGACCUGUCUCACCCUCUCGCACAUUGCCAUCCGAUUCGACUCCGCAUUCUUGCCUUGCCUUUUGGCUAGCUUGCUCCCCUCACCACUACGGCCCGCCUGCCUACACCUCCCGCCAUGACGCCGACCGAAACGCCUCCACCGCCCACGCCGGCUUUCCUCAAGCUGUCCUACCCGGCCCCACGCGUCCUCUUAGUACGGAUGGACCGGCCCAAGGAACUGAAUUCUAUGUCCACAACGGCCCAGUGGGAGAUGGAUUCCGUCUGGAAAUGGUUCGACCACGAGCCCCUCCUUAGCGUCGCCAUCAUCACCGGCUCCGGUCGAGCUUUCUCGGCCGGUGCCGACCUCAAGGAGUGGAACAACUCGAUGUCUGACAGGGCCGACCCGAGGAACCGUAUGGGAAAUGCCCCCCCCUUCAAGCCGUUAAGCCGCCGGCUGGGAAAGAAGCCCAUCAUCGCCGCUGUCAACGGGCUCGCCAUGGGCGCCGGCUGUGAGUUCGUCAUCAAUUGCGACCUCGUUGUCGCCGCCGAGGACGCCUAUUUCGCGCUGCCCGAAGUGAAGCGGGGCGUAGCCGCCGUCGGAGGGGCGCUGCCGAGGCUCAUCCGGACCAUCGGCCUGCAGCGCGCGUCCGAGUUUGCGCUGACGGGUCGUAACGCGACUGCCCAGGAGAUGUUCCAGUGGGGCGUCGUCAACAAGGUUGUGCCCAAGGAGUACGUCGUCGAGGAGGCCGUGCGGCUCGCCGAGAUUAUCGCGAAGAACAGUCCCGAUGCCAUCAUCUGCACACGUGCCGGCCUGCGCCAGGGCUGGGAGACGGCGAGCGUCGAGCGUGCUGCAGACUGGACACUGGAGAAGGAAUUCGCCGAGCUGCAGAAGGGCGAUAAUAUACUCGAGGGCCUCAAGGCCUUCUCUGAGAAGAGACUGCCGCGCUGGAAGGCGAGCAGGCUGUAGGCUGGGGCCGAGAUCCUCCCGUCGGCGUACUUCUUCCGAGUCGACGAACGGGCUGUAGUGCUACGUCCGCGAGUCAAACGGUGACAGCCCAGGAUCAGGCCUGUUCUGGGACCUCACAUUGUCCACGUGUGCACUAGCCCUAGGAGAAGCAGGGUUGCCCAUACGAAAAGUUUGGGGGAGGACGACUUCCCACAUGGAAUACUUACCAUCAUAUCUAUGUACUCGCCUAGGUUAAAUCGUGUCAUGUGGUGACGUCUUGAUAAGGCACGACAUAGCACGGCAAGCUGUUCACAUACCCCUAAGCGACAUCACCCCCUCGAUCAGGGUUGUAUA